AAAUUAUUGAAUGGGUGCUUGUAAAAGUAUACAAACUUAAUUAAGUGCUCCUGAUAAUUUUACACCAGAAAAAUCAAUACCUAUCGAUAAUAAUAUAAAACCAAAUACUGCUACUUAAUCCGGUUUGAAUACAACUCAUUCAAAUCAUUCGAUUAAUAUAAUAAACGAAGAGAUACCUUAAUAUUAGAUUUUAAACAAUUAAUAACGUGAUUAAGUAAUCAGGCAAGCUGUAAGUGAAAUUGUGGGUAAUUAAGAAUAAUAAUCAGAAAAAAAAUCAUUUAUUAGAUUAACAGAUUAAGGUAAAGAUGCAAUGCCGAAAAUUUCGGAUUCUUCUUUUGGACAAAUAAAAACAGAGCCAAAUCAACAUAAGACUGAAUAACUAUAAAUAAGUCACGAUUAUCUUUAAAGCAAAAAGAAUUUGGGCAAAUAGGAAAAAAAUAAAAUACAAUGACAAGCA
This is a messenger RNA of Paramecium sonneborni, 457 nucleotides long. Lineage: Eukaryota; Ciliophora; Oligohymenophorea; Peniculida; Parameciidae. The record is from the annotation of a GenBank genome assembly.